Ilex paraguariensis (yerba mate) is the source of this 2359-nucleotide messenger RNA. NCBI's taxonomy places the organism in Eukaryota, Viridiplantae, Streptophyta, Magnoliopsida, Aquifoliales, Aquifoliaceae. The record is from the annotation of a GenBank genome assembly.
AUGCUCUAUGAUUGUCUGAUUCACUACUGUUUUGUAAGAUUAUGCUUUUCAAUCUUGUUUAGAUGCUUUCAUGCAAGUCCAGAGCUACUGGCUCGAAGAAAAAAUGAGGAGCCGCUGGGUUUAAAGAGAAAACCCAAGAGCGGGAAGUUUGUGAAAAGACCCCAGAACACCCAACCGCCCGUUGAAGCUCCAUAUGUACCUCCUAAAUUGAGAAGAACUAUCAAAUCAUUGCCAGACAAAACUGUUGACAUAUUCGAUGGCAUGACUAUUGUAGAGCUUGCCAAGCAUAGCGGAGUGAUUAUAUCUACUGUACAGGAUAUUCUUGUAAAUGCUGGGGAAAAGGUUGACUCGGAGUAUGACACUCUCGGCAUUGACAUUGCGGAGCUGGUUGCAAUGGAAGUUGGGGUCAAUGUUAGGAGGCUGCAGUCCAAUGAAGGUGCUGAAGUUCUAUCACGCCCUCCAGUUGUGACAGUGAUGGGUCAUGUUGACCAUGGUAAAACUUCUCUCUUAGAUGCACUACGGCAGACAUCUGUAGCAGCUAAGGAAGCUGGAGGCAUAACCCAGCAUCUAGGUGCAUUUGUUGUUGGCAUGCCGUCGGGAGCAUCAAUCACAUUUCUCGACACUCCAGGUCAUGCUGCAUUUAGUGCGAUGCGAGCAAGAGGUGCAGCAGUCACAGAUAUAGUCGUGCUAGUGGUGGCUGCUGAUGAUGGUGUAAUGCCUCAAACCCUUGAAGCAAUGUCCCAUGCAAAAGCAGCUGGUGUACCAAUUGUUGUUGCAAUUAAUAAAUGUGAUAAACCAGCUGCCAACCCGGAAAGAAUACGAGUCCAGCUAGCUUCAGAAGGGUUGCUUUUGGAAGAUAUGGGUGGAGAUGUCCAGGUUGUUGAAGUUUCUGCAGUGACUAAACUUGGAUUGGAUAAGUUGGAGGAGGCCUUGCUUCUCCAGGCUGAGAUGAUGGAUCUCAAAGCACGUAUUGAUGGAUCUGCUCAAGCUUAUGUGGUAGAGGCAAGACUUGACAGGGGGAAGGGUCCAUUAGCUACUGCAAUAGUGAAAGCAGGGACAUUAGUUUGUGGGCAGCAUGUUGUUGUUGGUGCAGAGUGGGGAAGAAUAAGGGCUAUAAGGGACAUGGUGGGACAAUUAGCCGAUCGUGCUGGACCUGCAAUGCCUGUUGAGAUUGAAGGGCUGAAGGGACUUCCAAUGGCAGGUGAUGAUAUUAUUGUUGUUGCCUCUGAGGAGAGAGCAAGGAUGCUUAGUGCUGGGAGGAAAAGGAAACUUGAGAAAGAUAGGCUCAGGAAAAUGGAUGAGGAGAAUAGGCUCAGGAAGACAGAUGAGAAGGGAACUUCAGAUGAAGAAGAUGAAGAAAAGGAGACUGAAAGGGUUGAAAUGACCGUUAUAGUAAAAGCAGAUGUGCAGGGCACUGUCCAAGCAGUCACGGAUGCAUUGAAAAGUUUGGAUAGUCCUCAGGUUUUUGUGAAUGUGGUCCAUGUUGGGCUUGGGCCUAUUUCUCAAUCUGACUUGGAUUUGGCACAAGCUUGUGGUGCAUGUAUAGUUGGAUUCAAUGUGCGAAGCCCACCUAGUUCCAUUAGUAUGGCUGCAACUCAAGCUAGUGUGAAGAUAAAACUGCACCGUGUGAUCUAUCAUCUUUUGGAAGAUAUGGGUAAUAUGAUUGUAGAAAAGGCCCCCGGGACAUUUGAGACCCAGGUGGCUGGAGAGGCCCAGGUUCUAAACAUCUUUGAGAUCAAAGGAAGAAGCAAAGCAAAGGGUAAUGAUGUGAAGAUUGCUGGUUGCCGGGUGAUGGAUGGACGCGUCACCAAGUCAUCAACAAUGAGGCUUUUGAGGAGUGGGGAAGUGGUGUUUGAAGGAUCAUGCAUGUCUCUCAAGAGGGAGCAACAGGAUGUGGAGACAGUUGAGAGGGGAAUCGAGUGUGGACUUGUGAUCCGUGAUUGUUUUGAUUUCCGGAUUGGAGAUAUUAUCCAGUGCUUAGAGCGAGUCAACAGAAAACCUAAAUUUGUUUCAUCAGAGAGUGGGGCUGUCAGAAUUGAGUGCUGAUAUUUCUUUCAAGAAAAAAACAUAGAAUUUUAAUACUUGUGACACCAGAUUCGUUGGCCCCGACAUUUUUGUUGAGCAGAUAACAUUUCUUGUAUUUUAUGAAGCAUUUUUGAGUGGUGCAGUGCAAAUUUAAGUUUUUAUAAUGUUGAGCAAAGCUCUCAUGAGUUGCCAAUGUAGACUUUGGAACACCAAAAAAUUCUAUUUGUUAGUUACAGUUUUUGGAGAGAGAUUUGCGAGGUUGUUAUUAAUAGUUUUGUACAAUUGAGGGAAUUACUUAUUGAAAGAUAACAUUUGAGUUUAAACACAAAUUAUG